AUGGAUACACGAUCUCGCAUCAGUGGGCCUUAUACAGAAGCAACAGGUGAUUAUGUUCGAAAUGGUAGUCGAUAUGCAUUAGCUACAGCUGUACUUGAUUGUAUCGUGCUUGUAUUUACAACUAUUAUUGCAUUUCUUCUACGUGCAUCAGAUAUAUUUUCUGUUCGACAACAACGUUUUUUAUGUGAUGAUGCUCGUUAUUAUCAAUCCUAUGAAGAUGCUAAUACAGAACGAAAUUAUAUUAUACUUUCAAAUAUUACGCUUUAUUUAAUAUGUUUACUUGUUCCAAUUAUUGUUAUUUCAAUAAUUGAACUUAUUCGUUCAUUUAUUGCAUAUAAUUCUUAUCGAACUCGUUUUGCUAUUCGAUUUAAAGAAUGUCUUACUCGAUCAUUAACUCGUAUUCUUAAAUAUACUUCUGUGUUUAUUUUUGGUGCAUUGGUAACAACUGUACUAACAGAUAUUUUAAAAAUAAUGUCAGGUCGUUUAAGACCUUAUUUUUUAACUUUAUGUAAUCCUGAUCAAUCAUCUUGUAAUGGAAUGGGUUUAACUGAUGCUGAAUUCGUAUGUUUAUCAAAGAAUAUGACUGGAUUAUUAAGAGAAGCUCGACUUUCUUUUCCAUCAUUACAUGCAUCAUUAUCAAUGUAUAGUGCAAUAUUUCUUGCGAUUUAUCUUCAUCGUGGUAUACUUAUUGAACUUGUUGCUGGUGGUGUUCGAUUAGCAAGUAAUAAAAAUCAUUGGGAAGAUGUUGCAGUUGGAUUUGCAUUAGGAGCAAUAAUUGCAAUUUAUCUUAUGGAUGCUACUUAUGCACCUGGUAUGGAUGCUGUUUAUCAAACAACAGGUCAUAGUGUUACUGGUCCUGAACAAUUUUCAUUACAACCAAGUGCAUCUCAAGGUCAUAUUGCUGGUAGUUUUGCUCGUCAUCGAUAUGAUCUUAAAACUCAAAUGCAACAACAAGCAGCAGCAGCAGCAGCAGCUGCACUUGUAAAUCAACAAAUUCCAACAGAUAAAGCAGGUACAGUUGUAGGACGUUGA
Messenger RNA from Rotaria sordida, 1032 nucleotides. NCBI's taxonomy places the organism in Eukaryota, Metazoa, Rotifera, Eurotatoria, Philodinida, Philodinidae. The record is from the annotation of a GenBank genome assembly.